Bicyclus anynana (squinting bush brown) is the source of this 11309-nucleotide messenger RNA. RefSeq lists its product as uncharacterized. Gene Ontology annotation, cellular component: membrane. NCBI's taxonomy places the organism in Eukaryota, Metazoa, Arthropoda, Insecta, Lepidoptera, Nymphalidae. The transcript has 27 exons. Gene Ontology annotation, molecular function: monoatomic ion channel activity; protein-containing complex binding. Gene Ontology annotation, biological process: monoatomic ion transport; transmembrane transport. The record is from RefSeq and is a predicted model, not a curated record. Bases 191 to 6019 code for a protein of 1942 amino acids.
GAUUACACGCGUAAAAAAAUAAUAAUUUGGACUCUUAGCAUACAAAAAUCAUAUCCGUUAAGAGGAUAAUCAAAAUAUUAAAAUAAACCUUACAAAAUAAAAAAAAAUAUUGUAAAUAAUGUUUUUUUUUAAUCGAAUAACAAGUAAGAUGUGUUUCGCGCGCAAAGUGUUCUAAAAGUGCAAGCAAGUGAUGAAGCUAAGUGUAAGCGCGUACCGCGCCCACGCCGCGGCGCACAAGAAAAUCCUGACGUCAUCGUACCAGCAGCACUACGGCAGCACUGCGGCGCCGCCACACUGCCCAUUGCAACCCACUAACUUCACACCACAGGCUGAAGAGGGCACUACAAGAACACCGGAAGGAGAUGACAACGAUGGCAGUGAUCCUAACGCAGGUUCGUCGAGAGGUUUAUCCGCAGCUACUUCCAGAGAAGAAGAUGACGACUCAAGUAAUAACGCAAGCAAUGAAUCCAAAAGUCCUGGACAAAGAACAAAGUCGAACCAAAGAUGGAUGAAGCUACGGACGACGGUGCAGUUGAGUUCCGCGAUCCAGAAGAAACCGCCAUUGAAGAGAGAAGAUUCCUUUCUAAAGCGGUUCUCGACGAGACAAAUCCCGGAAACUCAGGAAACUGUAGAAGAUACUGGAUCAGAAGGAGCGACUGGGGAGCAAAGGCUGAACAACCGCAAGAGGCGGCGGAAAGUGCGCGUGCCUCGUACUGUAGUGAACCCUGAUGAGAACUUCUACUUCUACUGGCUGUGGCUGAUCACUAUCUGCGUGCUGUACAACUUGUGGACCCUCAUCGUGAGACAAAGCUUCCCUGAAUUACAGAUAAUGUGCCACUACUUCUGGCUGACGUGCGAUGGAAUUGGAGACGUGGUGUUCGCCCUUGACUUGGUAGUACAACUUCGGACUGGAUAUUUAGAACAAGGGCUUAUGGUUUACGAUUCAAAGAAGCUAGCCAAGCAUUAUCUGGCAUCGCGGCCUUUUCUGUUGGACAUCGCAGCCUUAACGCCGUUAGAUCUGCUACAACUGAAGAUUGGAACUAACCCAAUUAUACGUUUUCCAAGAUUUCUCAAGGUUUACCGAGCAGUGAGCUGUUACUAUAUAGUGGAGUCACGGACAGUGUACCCGAACUUCUGGCGCGUCAUCAACCUCAUCCAUAUCCUGCUGAUAUUGGCGCACUGGUUUGGCUGCUUUUACUUUCUUCUGUCCGAAGCCGAAGGAUUUCAGGGUGACUGGGCGUAUCCCCACCGGCCGGGUGACUACGCAACUUUGACCAGGAAGUACCUCGGCUCGCUGUACUGGUCGACGUUAACACUGACUACUAUUGGUGAUCUACCCACGCCUGAAACUAAUGCUGACACUCACGGAGGUCCCAAAUUUUUGCCGCGUCGGGGACUCAAGUCGCGACUGCUUCAGUUCAGAUCUAACCGGGGAUACAUAUUCACGAUCGUUAGUUACUUGAUCGGUGUGUUCAUCUUUGCUACAAUAGUGGGGCAAGUUGGGAACGUUAUCACCAAUAGAAACGCAAACAGACUUGAGUUUGAACGGCUGUUAGAUGGCGCCAAGACAUACAUGAGGCAUCACAAAGUCCCAGGUGGUAUGAAGCGGCGCGUGUUGCGAUGGUACGACUACUCGUGGUCGCGGGGGAGGAUCCAAGGCGGCGGCGACAUCAACACAGCCCUCGGCCUCUUGCCUGACAAACUCAAGACUGAACUUGCCUUGCAUGUCAAUCUGAGUGUGUUGAAAAAGGUUACAAUUUUCCAAGAAUGUCAACCUGAGUUUCUACACGACUUGGUUUUGAAAAUGAAGGCCUACAUAUUCACGCCUGGAGAUUCGAUAUGCAGGAAAGGUGAAGUAGCACGGGAGAUGUUUAUUAUAGCUGAUGGUAUUCUGGAAGUUAUAUCAGAGACCGGCCGGGUUUUGACUACGAUGAAGGCAGGGGACUUCUUUGGUGAAAUUGGCAUACUGAACUUAGAUGGCUUGAAUAAACGCACAGCGGAUGUCAGAUCUGUCGGUUAUUCAGAACUGUUUUCACUUUCGAGAGAAGACGUUUUGGCUGCUAUGAAAGACUACCCGGAAGCUCAAGAUAUUUUACAAACAUUAGGCAGAAAACGUCUACAAGAGGCAAAAAACAUGUCCAGACAGAAAGUCAAAAGUAAAACGACUGGUGAAGUAAGUCCUGAUAAAGGUGGAACUGACGACAGCACUUCGAAGCGUAUAGUACACAAACUUAGAACUGAUGUUAAGGGUAUCCGCAAUGCAAUACGAAGUAGAUCAAGGGUUGGACGUCGUUCAGGUGAAUCUUUAGAACUACAGUCACUAGCUAGCAGUGAACCCAAGUUAAGACGCAUGCCUAGGGUUGAAAGCGACGAUUCCCAACACCAAAACCAAGAUGAUAAUGGUGAAACCACUUCAGGAAGCAAAGAAGGUGAAAAAAUUAUUUCUCCAAUAGGCGCUGGAUUGCCAUUACUAUCUCGUCUUAAGUUACUUAAAGAGAAACAGGAUCGCGAAGAAAAAGUAGCAAAACAAAGAAAUUCGACAUCUUCAGUGAUAUCUCCUCCGCCGAUGCAUCCAACUCCCUCUACGAGCUCUGCACUAGAUACAGAGCCAGAGGUUAUUGGCGCAGGUCUUCCUUUGUUGCAAAGAUUAUUGCUACUAAAGGCAAAAGAUGAAAGGGAAAGAAAUCAAUUAACACCUACUACCAGCAACCAACCAUCAAGCUCUGAAACAAUCAGCCCUAGCUCAAUAAAAAGCCCAUUGAGUCCAACUGUUAAAAAUUUGAGUCCUCUAAGAAAAGGAUCUGAAUCUAGCUCACCGGGUAAGCUUCAGAGCCCAACAACAAAAAUGGCAAGAAAGAAUUCAUCAGGAUCGAGUGAUGGUACAUCGAAACCUAAAGUUAGUUUUAGAGAUAAAAUUCUACAAGUGCAAAGUGAUGGUACAGCAGUAUGCCAACCUCUGAAUAAAGAAAUUAGCGAAAAACCAGCUGCAUUUAUCGAACCAACACCAAAAACAGAAGUAAAUACGAUAUCUAUACCUCACUCUGUCGUUAGCAAAAUCAAAUCACCAGCGAAAUCCAUGGGGUCAACUUUUCGAGACAAAUUAAAAAUUCUGCAAGGUGGAACGUCAGCCAAAGAAAAUGAAACAUCUAUUGAAAAAAGUAAAGCAUCUGAAAAAGCUGCAGCGGAAAUAAACCCCAUACAAACAAAAGAAUCUCAAGAAGAAUCAAAAAAUAAGAAACCAUGGAGUAAACUGAAAAAAGCUGCAAUAUUGGGAGAAUCUAAAAGUUAUAGUAAAACAAGUAUUGAUGAAAAUACAGAAAAUACAGUGGAAGAGGGAAUUGUAGGAAGUUCAGAAUCAAACGUGAAUAUUUGCGUGCCUAUAAUUAAAACAGCAGAGCUUGUUAAGAUAGACAAUAAUAAUAGUGUUAUUCAAAGUGAUAAAGAUAAAGGCGAUAAAUCUGAGAUUAGCCAUUCGAGCUUAGAACAUACCCAACAAAAAUCACUUGAUUUGCUAACCAUGUCACCAAAUAAAGGUCAAAGAUGUGUUAGUAGAUCAAAUGAUCGGAUAGCCUCCGCGAUAGGCACAUCUGGUUUAUUGACAAAAGAUAAAAAAUAUAGGUCAAUAGAUGAUUUAUCGCCUGAGUAUGGAGGGUUACCAUUUGUAAAAAAAUUGAAAAUUUUAAACGAAAGACAAAAGUUAGCAGAACUUGAAAAAGUUAUCAAAAUUCGAAGUUCAAGUCUAGACUGCACAGGCUCUUCAGAAGAUUUAUUAUCAGAUACACUUACUAGAAGUCACUCGGAAGGUAGUACAAUGGACAAACGAAAAUUCAAACGAAAAUCUUCGGACUCGGUAGAAAUGCAUGAAUCAAAUGAAACUCUUGAGAGACGUACACUCAAAUCUAUUUUAAAGAAGUUAUCUGAAGAUGUUACUCCCACAGAAAGCCCUGAAAAAAGUAAUGAGUUAAGAAAAUUAAUUCGUGCUCCAACCUUAGAAGGAUAUGCAGCAAGACACUCUAAAUUUGCGAAAAGCGUAACUUUUCACCGUCAUACAUUACCUUCACCGCCUACUAGUAUGCCUCAAGACGACUCUGAUGAAGUAUUUACUAUCACUAAGCCCCCCGUUACUUUAUUACCUAAGCCAUCCACUCCUGAUAUUACUAUAUCGGAUACAAUAGAAACUCCACUGUCUCAAUCUAAUAUUAAUUCUUUUUCUACCACACAAAAUAUUGAAUCCGACGUUAGGAUUGAACAUAAACUACAAGAAAAUAUUGAACCAUCUUUUGAUUAUAAAUCACUGCGGCCGGAGGACAUCCGAGUACCAUCAGAGAAAUCGAAAAUAACAAUUAUAUCAGCUGUAGCUAAUCAAAGAAAACUAUUAAGAGGUUCUAUAGAAGAACAAGAGUAUUUUGGUGAAGUUCUUAUUGGAAUCAAGCAAGUAAUACAGGGUCAUUUACACGAAGUUCAAGGAAAAUUUCAAGAGAGGUUCAACAGUUUAGAAAAUGAAGUACGCAAACGCGACGAAAUAAUUGGACAGCUUCAGAACCGCAUACAAGAGCUGGAAAGGCUUGGACUAUCAACAGUACCAACAAGAAUUGACGAAGCAAAUUCAGAUGAGCAACAUUCAAAUGGAAGUAAUGUACUUAGGCAACAGCAAUCAAAAAAUACUAGUUCUGGAAGUGACGAUAAUUUAUCUGGCGUGGAUGAAGGAUUUAUGAGAGGUGACUCUUUAGAUACAGUAUUUACAUCAUCACCACCUGAAGUAACUGACGAGAAUCCCAAACUAUUAGAUCAAGAAAUGGUAUCAAAACAAGCCGAAGAAUCAGCGACUAGUGAAGAAUUGACAGAAGAAACACUAACAGAAAUCACAGAAGGAAUAGAGUUGUCGAAGCUAUCGUAUUCAGAACUACAAAGUUUAGCAGAUUCAUUAUCGAAUAGAGCAAGCAAAGCAUCUAGUAAAGAAGACUGGACUGUUAGCAAAUCAAAACGUUUAGAUUUAAAUCUAGAUGGAAAGGCUGGAACGUAUUCGAGAAAACGGGCUGAGAAAUUGAAACAUAGAAAAUCUUGGGAUGAUGAAAGCAAUCAAGAGACUUUAGAGUUGCAAGAUCUAACCAGACCAUUAUCGCCGCAUACAACAUCCGAGGAUCGUUCCCUUUUGAGUCCAGAACAAUCAAGUCUCCGUACUAGCAGACGAGGAAUACAUCCUUUCCAAUUUUUCGGCACACAUCUAGAUAACACUAAGAGUAAAAUAAAGAAAACUCUAUCCGUGGACACAGGGAUGCAUCAUACGGGACGAAAAGAUAUAAAACAUAGAUCACACAGGCAGCAACGCAAAUUUAGCCUGGGAUCAUUUUUUGGUUACAACCGUGGAGCCACUCCAAAAUCCUCAAACUGCAAUGAUGUGGUGCUGGAUAUGGGCAGUGAUCUUAGCUGGAGUGAGAGUACAUCAACAUCAUCGAGUAGCGAUUCUGAGUCUGUACCACGCACCCCGGUGUUCGAAGAAUUUGUCGACAGUAGCUCAAAGCGAGGCCGUGGUUUUUCUACUCAUGGAAAUGAAUCACCUAUUAGAGCUUUCGCUGGCAGUGGAAGCGAUUGGGAAGUAAUGAUGCUGGCUGAUGAAUUAGAAAAGAGAGAACGAGAAAAAGAGAGAGAUGACGGCAGGCGACACCACUACCCAUCAACUUUAAGAGAUCUUGAAGAGGAAUCCGAUACCCCACAGCGUGAAGACAGCCCCGACGACCUGUCCAACAUGGAUGACUCGAGUUCUACAACACAACUCCUGUCUCAGACGAGUGACACUUCGCACCGGUCACUGGAGACAUCGUUCACCGACGCUGGGAGACGACAUCAGCGCGUCGGCUCACUUGGAGAACAGACGUUACCAGGGUCAUCUUUAUUACCAUCCAGAGGUCUCAUAUUACGAGCAGCAAGUUUGGAUCGUGACACCCCAUCAACAGUCCCCGGUGGUAGGCGAUACGGCUCCCUUAAAAGUUCAAGUAGCGAAUCCCAUAAAAAGCUCUGAUCCGUUGAAUUUCAAGACCCACUAAGAACUGAAGACAUCAAAAAAACGCAAUGUUGUAAAGAAAACAUAGCACAUAAUCAAAAUGUAAAUGUAGCAAAUAAAAAUCCUAAAACUCCUGGUCCAAACAUUAGUAAUUAUGAUAGAAAUAGAAAUGAUAUUAAACAUUAUAAUUCCGGUCUAAAGAAUGGAUUGGAUAGAAAAUAUAAAAUGCCUAGUGGGUCUGUUAAUCAAGAUGAUCACGAAGGAUCACUAAAUCGACUUGACGUUACAGGUCAAUUAAUUAUAAUUAUCGUAACAGUGGAUGAUAACACAUAUUUUAUAGUUAUAUAUUUCUCUGUGUAAUAUUUCCGUAUUGUCAUAGGUAUGUAAUGUACAUGUAUGUAACUUAUUUCAUAAUUUAUUAAUUUUUAAUUAAAGCUAAGUAAUGAAAUGAAUGAAUAAUGAAUAUAAAUGAAAUUAAUGUUUUUUGAAAUAUAUGUGCACAAAAUAUUUAUCUUUACUUUGAAUUAAAAAAUAAACAGAAGAUAAAAGUCAAGGCCGCCCCUAUAAACGCUGGCUUGCCAUUCGAAGCGCCGACUUAAAGCCAAAAAAGUCUUAAAAAUCGGAUGCGGGAAAUAGGUCUAAUAUUAUACUUAGUUCGCCGAUUGGUUAGUGUUAAAGUGAGUCAGUGAAUAAGAAAAUAAAAACAGAAUUAUUUAAGUUAGUUUAGUUAUGCUAUUCAUUUAUGAAAAAAUCAAAUAAUAAAAUAACAUAGCAAGAUUUAGUAUAAAUAAUGAUGAUAAUGAUCAUAAUGAUGAUCUACCGGAUUUAAUUUAUUUUUAUAGAUUAUAGAAUAAUUAAGCAUAAAAUGAAUUAAAUUCCUUUUUAUUUAUACUUAAUAUAAAAUAUUUUAAGCAUUCAUAAGAUGAAGCACAAUGUUUUAAAUAGAAAUAAAGAUACAAUAUAAAUUGUUAGAUUUAAAUAAGUAAUCAUAGUAAAUAGUAUGUCCAACUUUUCUGUAACAUACGUAGUUAGUUAUAUAUAAAAUGAAUAUUAUAAAUAUUUAUCCUAAAUAUCUAUUUAAAAGAAUUAAACCAUUUAUAACAAAAUAGUGCCAAAAAUACUAUUGUAUUUAGAGGUCGGAUAUAAGGAGUGAGUAUUAAAAUAUUUAAUUAGUAAUUUAGACUACCGCCAAGUUUUUUGUUAAUUAAAUAAUUAAGUAACUUGUUAAUUUAAUUCUAACAGUCAAUGAAAUAUACUCAGAGGCACAAUUAUCCUUUAAUAUGACGCGAGUAUAUUAAAGUGGACGGAUAAUUGUGCCUCUGAGUAUAUAAGAACCUACUUAAUAAUCAACUGUCAGUGAUUCUAGGUAUACCUUAGAUAGAGAAAUAAAUAAACUGAUUUGCCUGGCGUUCUCAUUCAAAAGAUACGUAUUCGAUUUUAAACACUUCAUAAAUACCAACCAUUAAUUUUUGCUGCAAGUUGUUCCCACAAAGUUUAUGUAUCUAUAUUGUAUAUUUUUAACGAAAGACAUAAUUUUCAAACGUGUUUGUCCCAUUGCUCUGCUUGGAAACGCCAUGAAGCGUCAUGGCACGGAAUAAUUUACAGAGCCCUCAAUAGAAGGGAAUGCUGGUGCUAUAUUUUUGUCUAUUUACUUCUUUGUCUACGAGGUUUCUAUUUAUAUUUUUAUUAUUAAAAUUUAAAAUAAAACUAUCAAAAUGUUUUAUAUUUUGGAAAAACUUAGAUUAAUGAUUAAAUGAAAUAGAUUAGAUUUAUUUGACUGUUAAUUACAUUACAAAGCUUACGUUUGAAUUAAGUAAAUAAAAUAGGGUUACAUACUUAGAGAGAAAUUAAAUACUAUACCUACCUAUUUACAAAAUUAUUAACCGACCCGAAAAAAAGGAGGAGGUUAUCAAUGCGAGUUUAUGUUUUUAGAUAUUAUUUGAUUUUCAUGCUUACGUAGUUUAUUUACUCUUUAUUUAUGACCAGUUAAAUUCUACUUUUAUUACAUCCGAAAAUAUUCCUAUAAUAUUAAUAUAUUAGUCCAAGUCAAGCAUAAUCUAAUAGCUGUGAAAACCUCAUGAAAAUCAGUCUAAUCUAGUUGUUGAGUGAUGCUUGCUUGAAUCCAAGUGUACAAAAUUUAAUAACAAUAGCGAAUUUAGAGUCCUUUGUUAUAAUAAUUAUAAAAUAUACUUGCUCAUACCUUUAAAAAAAACAUUUUUUUAAAAACUCAUGUUCUGCUAAUUUAUGUAUUCCUAAAUGUUUUCAUAUUUACCUACCAGCAUCAUUUCCUCGGUUACAAUUUUAUAAAUUUUAGUAUUUCAUCUAUAGAUUGCUAAUUAAACUUGUAUGUCUCCACCGGUAGACAUAAUAAUUUGGGGACACGACAGUGUCCUCGCCAAGUCGAGCAUAAUUUUACGUUUUUGCCUAUUUCACCUAUAAUAUUCUCCUUUAUAUUUUCAUAUCUUUUAUUUUUUAAAGUGAAUUUCUUUCGCAUGCUUGACUUAAAGAGUAGGUUGGUGAAUGCGUUACGAAAGUUUUAUUAAUUAGAAAAAUCUGAAAAAGUCUGUGAAGUGAGUGUGCCACACUCACUUCUCAGACAAUGGUUUUAAACGCCAUAUUUUUCUAAUAAAUAAAACUUUUUCGAUUCUGUGAUUUUUUUUUAUUUUUUUUUUUUUUUGUAGUCAUUGUGAAAAUAUCCAAAGUUUUUUUACUUUACGCUUUCGACGAAAGAAUCCCGCUUUUUUCACUCAAAAAGCUUCCCAAAUCCCAACUUGGCGAAAAAAAUCUAGCAACUUUGAAUGCAAUACAGUGAUGUUUGAUGGCAUUUUGAUUUUUAUUUUUGAAUGAAGUUUUACUUCAGUUGUAUGGGCUACAGUACAAUCGUGUUUAAAUUUUAAAUAUUAGUACGACCAGCUGAUCUAUUAACUAGUCUGGUCUGUAUUAACAACCUAUUGAAAUAAACUUCAAAUCAACUGAGAAAUGUCAUCUACCUACUGUAUGAUACGAGCGAAGGGUUGUCAGUUGGUAUCCGAUCACAUUUGUUACUCAAAAUCUCAAUUUCGUUUAAGUUAACUAACUUUAGAAUGCUGUUAUUUUUGCAUGAUGUGACUAAUUUUAAGUAAAACUACACGUGUAGUGCUCAGCGCUAGCCUAGUUUUUAAAAUUGUUCAAUUCUGUGUACACAUAAUGAAUUUGUUGGUGGUCCAUAUAUAUAUAAAUAAAUAUUAUAGCCUGACUAAAAACCUAAAAACCCAUGCCUGGGGGCGUCACAUUUUUUUAUUGAAACACUUUAAAAGGUAAUAAAAAAAUUGUUCUAUUUUAUUCCUCAAGCUCAGGAUUUUAGUUUUCUGAUCUGGCUAAUGGGUACAAAAUUAGUUUUUUUUUGUUCUCAUCUUUAAGAAUUCUUUUAGAAAACAAAAACUACCCAAAAAAGUUUCAACUUACACUAAAAGGAAUAAUUCUGACUAUCUAAUAGUGCAGUCUUAGUAGGUACUAUAUAAAUACGGUGUUGUUUUUAUUUUUUUUUAAGUUCACUAACUACUUUGUUCCUAUUUAACCCGAAUUUUAUAAAAUAUAAAAUUAAUUUGCUUAAUAGUAAAACUUUUUGGCUAGUUUGUAGUGAUAACAAUCAGUAGGUAAUCAAUGACGGUGCUUAUUAUAUGAUCCCAUCCAAUAGUAAAUUAUUUAUUUAUCAAAUUAAAAAACCAAUUAUGUUCGACCAUAGUCACAAAUGUAGGAAUUUGUAUUCGAAAUUUGAAUUACUCAUAGAGUUUCAUUUAUGUUCGACCAUAGUCACAAAUCUAAGAAUUUGUAUUCGAAAUUUGAAUUACUCAUAGAGUUUCAUUUAUACCUAGCCAUUUAGUAAUUGCCAAAAUAAAGGUCCAUAACUCGCUUGUAGAUUUCCAUUGGUGGUGAAAAUUUCUAAAACAGUGCAGUAGCCAUUCAUUACGAACAAAAAAAUCAUUCUCUUUAUAACAUUAUUGUACCAACUUGUAGAUAAAAAUAAAUUUCUACCAGGUUUACUUCUAGCUCCCUCAAAAUGCAAAUUGCAAUGAUAGACCAGUAAUGGGCUUGUCUUAUUUGACUACUGAUAAUCGCCCUUUUUUAUAGAAGAGAGGAAGAGUGUUUCAUACCCACAGAAUAAAGAUGAUCCAGAAUGAGUUUUUACAAGCAGCGUGGUGAAGCCGGUGAAACCCACAAGGGUCACGCGUCUCCUUGACUUCCGAAUAUAUAAACUCUUUUCAUAAUUUGUAUUUCAAAAUGUAACACUAAAAAUAAUUACGGAAAUUAAUAAAAUAAUCAAUAAUUACCAAUAAAAAUACUCCAUCCAAUUUAGUUUCUGCGAACAGUUUUUAGAAUACUUAAAAACAUAAGACGCCAUUUUUCUUGAAUAAUUUUGAAAGUUACUGAUGCGACGCUUCGUGUCGUACUGACUCGAGAAUGUAUUCGUUUUUUUAAUUUUGUAUAUGGAGCGGCUACGACACCGUCGUGUUCCGUGCGCUCUAUCUGCCUAAUUAAUCCAUACCUGUAAAUUGAUUGACAAUGGUAAUGUCUAGGGAAAAAAUCCCUUGAAAAAGCUUUACUUAGCAAAGCUAAUGGGUCAAUUAUCAACGAUCAACUUGAACCUAUGUGUGAUUUUCUAUAUAUAAUGAAAAUACAUGAUUCGUUUUUGAAUAUUGUCAAUACCUUUCUUUUUAUUAAAGUAGGUACACAAGGAAGUAGCAAAAGGGUGGGCUUCUACCUAAUCGAGUUACUGCAACUCUGAUGAUAUUACUUUUUUUUAACUACAUAUUCUUAAUCCUCCAUAAUAUUGACUACUCGAAGAUAAAAUUUCGUAUAUCGCUUGCCGGAUAUCCAGUUCUUAUUUUAACUUCUAAUGCAUACCAGUGUCGUGCACAGGGUCUUUAACUAGAGUAGGCACUGUAGGAAGAAAUUGUUCUAAAUGGAAAUCCUCCUCCAGGUUGGUAAUAAUCAGUUCAGGUAUGCAGUGCAUUUUUGCCUGUAUGAAGUGCACGCCACUGAUACCAUUUUUGACCAUACUUCAGUAGGUGUUACUGAUUUUUUUAGCACAAAAUUAUUUUAUGAAAACCUCUAUUUUAAUGAUGUAAAUAUAGUCUAAGUUAGCAAUUCUGAAUUAUCUACUUCAAUGAUUUAAAAAUUAUAAAUAUUAUGUUUAAAUUAUUUUGGUGAGCAGCUUUAUGUUAUUAAAGCACAGUCAAUAGUGUAAAGUAGUUUAAUAAUAAUAUCAUGUUAUUUAUCUAGAUGUAAUUAUUGUUAAUAAAAAAUAUUAUAUUACCAAAUAAAGACA